AUGUCGCAGUCAACAGACGAUCCCGAGAAGUUGUUGAAUAAUUGGCUAGGAGAGCUCGACAGUUUAAUAAUGGGCUUAGAAACUUAUCAGCAAUCUCCAGUAAAAUUAAGACCGAAGGAGCAACUUUCGGUGCCAAAAACAGAACGAAUAAAUUCAUACAGAUUCUCAAUGGCGAAUCUAGAAGAGACACAAGAGUCAGAACUCGACUCAAUACUCACCGAAUUGAGUAUGUUGGAACAGAAAGGUGAUUUAAGACAGAGUCGAGUACAAACACAUAGCCGAUCGAGUUCUAUAGUGUCAUCAGGUGUCAAUUCAACCAUCUCGACAAGUACGACAGCAACUAUUACGUCAACAGAACGUACCGAUAGUCCUGACAAUGAUUCAGCAUUCAGUGAUACAGUAUCACUGUUAUCAAGUGAAUCAUCAGCAUCGAGUGGACUUAGUUCAUUGCAUAAUAAUAAUAAUAUUGUUAGUAAAAUUAUUCCAUCAUCUCAAAAUAAUCUUGUUCAAGAUUCAAAAUCUUCAAAGAUUCAACUCGCCCUACAGAAAUUAGAACAUGCAUCAGUGAGGAGGCUGUUUGUCAAAGCAUUCACAGAGGAUGGCUCAUCAAAGUCAUUGUUGGUCGAUGAGAGGAUGAAUUGUGGCUUUGUGACAAAAUUAUUAGCCGAUAAAAAUCAUGUCAGUAUGGAAGUCUCAUGGGGAUUGAUAGAGUAUUUGCCAGAGCUUUUUAUUGAACGCCUUUUUGAAGAUCAUGAACAAUUAGUUGAAAAUUUAUUAAUGUGGAGUAGCGAUAGUAAAAAUCGUGUUUUGUUUAUCAAACGUAAUGACAGAGUGUCCUUAUUUAAUACACCCGAGUUAUAUUUACCGUCAUUUGAAAUGGCACCGGGUACGGAGCAUGAUGAAGAAUCAAGAAAUUUAUUACUCGAAGAGUUUUUUACAAAUAAUAAUCAAAUAUCACUCGAAGGUCCAUUAUAUUUGAAAAGUGAAUCAAAGAAAGGCUGGAAACGAUAUCAUUUUGUUCUUAGAGCAUCUGGAUUAUAUUAUUAUCCAAAAGAGAAGGAAAAGUCAAAAUCAUCAAAAGAUUUAAUGUGCUUGGCACUAUUUAAUGCACAUAAUGUAUACAAAGGAAUUGGAUGGAAGAAGAAGUAUAAGGCACCGUCAGAUUUUGGAUUUGCAUUGAAAUGUCCCAAGGUCAAUAUAACUGGUAAAGGAAUGAAGAUGCUAUGUGCUGAGGACUCAGAGACACUUGAAAAGUGGAUCAUGUGCUGUCGUAUUGCAAAGUAUGGAAAGAAAUUAUUUGAUAAUUAUAAGAAUUUAGUCGAUGACUUAGCACGUGAGGACUUGGAUAAAAUAGCAUCAACACGACUCUCAUUUACACCAAUAACAACACAGUUAAGUACUGAUAAGCUUAGUGUCGGAAGUCAGAAUGGACGUUUAUCACGUGCUAGUACAAGUUCAAGUUCCAGCGGUUGUUUAUCUGAUGAUAAUAAUGGAUUCGAGGCAGAAUUCACAACCGGAACUAUAAAAAGAAAACCAACAAUGAAACCAAAUCUUCCAUUAACGUCCAAAACACGUCAACUGAUAAAGGAAGUUGAUGAUACUCCAGCAUCACGUAGUGAUGAUACAAUUGAUCAAAAUGGGACAUUAACACGUCGUCAUACACACAAUAAUAAUGGAACAUUAAAGAGACAGAAUUCAAAUCGAUGCUCAUUUGAUAGCAUCAAGUCCGUACCAUCACCAGUUACACCUGAUGAAGUGUCAUAUAAGCCUUUGAUCAAAUCACUUGACACAAUUGACUCAGUAUCAAAAUUAUCAUCCUGUAUGACAGACUCAAUGAUGUCCCUUCCACCACCACCACCAGAAAGUGCAGUAGAAUGCAUCAUGACUGCAUCGACAUUGUCAUUAAACUCAUUACCAUUACCAGAACCGCCAGAUGAAGAUACUCUUAAACAAAUAACACGAGAAUCGUUGAUUGAAUCGACUAUUGAGGAAUCUCUAGUAAUGACUGAAAUGAAUAGCAAUCCGAAUGUGUCAGUUCCAAUGCAACCACAACCAACAUAUAUAGCCCCAACGAUUGCUCCACCAACAAUAGUACAGCACCAAAAAAUGCCUGAAGUUGAACCAAUUUAUAAGACUAUUUUAAAAGCACCGCCAUAUAAAUCACCACCACCCGUACAUAAUUCAAAAUAUAGCACACCUCCGCCAAUACCACAAAAGUCUGUAUCAUUUGCCGACUCACCACCUCCCGUAAUUUUGAGAAAGAAAGUCUGCUUCGACGAUGAAAUCGAACGAAUUCCAUUAUCGCCAAGAAUUGAGCGACCACCACCACCAAUUCGUGAUCGAGCAACUCAUCUCUCGUCAUCAAAUAAUUCAUCACCAAAACGCCUUUGUGACUCAGUAUGUAAUCCAACUCAAGACUUUUGGAAUGAUUUACAACGUGUAGUGAAUAAGAAGUUGAGUGUUGCACAAAAGUGUAAAAUGGAUCUUCAAAUGACACCCGGUGAAGUUUUGGGUUUUCGUGAUGCCGAUCCAAUCUAUGAGACAAAUUUAAAUUACCGUGAAACGUCCACGACAAACUGGGUGAUUGAACAUUAUGGAGAUAAUCUUUAUGAGAAUUGGAAUGGCAAUAAUAAUAAUAAUAAUAAUAGUAAUGAUAAUAGAUGUAGUAAUAGUAGUAGUCCAAAUGGAACAUUGCAGAAUCCAGUCGUGAUUUAUCGUGACACGAAACAAAAUCUUCCAUUAAGUCCACAAAGAAGAUCUCGCGGACCACCAGUUCCAGUUCGUAAUUCAUCGACUCGACUUAGUGCUACAGCUAAUGGUAAUGCGACAGAUAUGCAAUAA
Molecule: messenger RNA, 2841 nt
Organism: Chironomus riparius
Lineage: Eukaryota; Metazoa; Arthropoda; Insecta; Diptera; Chironomidae
Source: the annotation of a GenBank genome assembly